GCGAACAGGGGGCGGGGUCCUCGCCCCUCCCCCACGUGGCCGGGAGUGGUGUGGGUGGUGCGGCGUAGGGAGCCACACGUGUGGGGUGUUUCGGGGUUGGUACUCGUUGAUUUCCCGGACCUGAGGGCCCGCUGCCUGCGAAGAUGCCGAAGAUCAAGUCUGGGGCGAGCGGCCGCCAUCGCGAGCGGCAAGAACAGCGCCGGGAGCUGAAGAGCGCCGGAGGACUCAUGUUCAACACGGGCAUUGGGCAGCACAUUUUGAAAAAUCCUCUCAUUGUUAACAGCAUUAUCGAUAAGGCUGCCUUAAGGCCAACUGAUGUGGUGCUGGAAGUUGGACCUGGAACUGGCAAUAUGACUGUAAAGUUGCUAGAAAAGGCAAAAAAGGUAAUUGCCUGUGAACUUGACCCAAGGCUAGUAGCUGAACUUCACAAAAGAGUUCAGGGCACGCCUCUGGCCGGCAAACUUCAAGUAAUGGUGGGUGAUGUGUUGAAAACAGACUUGCCAUUUUUUGAUGCUUGUGUGGCAAAUUUGCCUUAUCAGAUCUCUUCUCCUUUUGUCUUCAAGCUGUUGCUACACCGACCUUUUUUCAGAUGUGCUGUACUUAUGUUUCAAAGAGAAUUUGCGCUCCGACUGGUUGCAAAACCUGGAGAUAAGUUAUACUGCAGACUCUCAAUUAAUACCCAGCUGUUAGCACGUGUGGACCAUCUAAUGAAAGUUGGAAAGAAUAACUUCAGGCCACCACCCAAGGUGGAAUCCAGUGUUGUAAGGAUAGAACCUAAGAAUCCGCCACCACCUAUCAAUUUUCAGGAAUGGGAUGGCCUAGUAAGGAUCACCUUCGUUAGGAAAAACAAGACGCUGUCUGCUGCGUUUAAGUCAAGUGCAGUGCAACGGCUAUUGGAGAAAAAUUACAGAAUCCACUGUUCAGUCCAUAAUAUUAUAAUACCAGAAGAUUUCAGCAUAGCAGAUAAAAUACAGCAAAUCCUAACCAGCACAGGUUUUAGUGACAAGCGGGCCCGUUCCAUGGACAUAGAUGACUUCAUCAGAUUGCUACAUGGAUUCAAUGCAGAAGGUAUCCAUUUUUCUUAGGUAUCUGGAAAACAGAAUGUUUCAAACUCAAGUCAAGAAACUGGAAUUGUAUAUUUUUAAUAAUUUGAGAAGAUGAACUGUGCUUUUGUGUCUACUAGGACACUAUGUGCUCGACUAUUUUUGACUUAUACUACUGCUGUCACCAUUUAUUACUCUAAAUUUUCAGGGUAGUAAGUCAGUCAGUUCUAAGUACCCAGCGUUUUUUUUUGGUUUUGGUUUGUUUUUAAUAUCAAAUAUACGGCAGGGUCCAAUCUAUACCUGAUAAUCUUCAAGAGCCGCAGACACGCACAACUUUACACUUAAACUUAUCAUUUCUAACAGUUUAUUGUAUAAAGAUGUUACUCUUCCAUUUUCUAUUAUAUAUUACUGUGAGCUUCUUUAGGCCUUCAGCUCUUUAGGCCUUUGUCCCUCAAGUGGUGAAAAAGCUAAAAUAUGCUUAACUUAGUCACAUAUUCCCUAUACCAUUUCUUGUUAUUCAUGUGUACAGUAAAACAACUGUUUCUCAAAA
This is a messenger RNA of Equus caballus (horse), 1593 nucleotides long. It is a transcript of the gene DIMT1, whose product is annotated as DIM1 rRNA methyltransferase and ribosome maturation factor. Gene Ontology annotation, molecular function: rRNA (adenine-N6,N6-)-dimethyltransferase activity. The record is from RefSeq and is a predicted model, not a curated record. Gene Ontology annotation, biological process: rRNA methylation. NCBI's taxonomy places the organism in Eukaryota, Metazoa, Chordata, Mammalia, Perissodactyla, Equidae. Gene Ontology annotation, cellular component: nucleolus.